CUGUUUGCAGUUUCACACGUAAAGGUCCUCGGUAAGCAGACCAUCUCAAACGGUGAUCCUCUCAAUAAUGUGCGGUAUAGACUGAAACACUUGGAAGUGUUCAGGGCUCCAAAUGGCACCAACUACUUGCCUGCUAUGGUUUCGACGUCAUCGGAAUCGUCGGCAUGUGGGAUUUCACUUGAAAAGGGAAAGCAGUACCUACUAUCAGGUAAAGAUUAG
Messenger RNA from Cooperia oncophora, 219 nucleotides. Lineage: Eukaryota; Metazoa; Nematoda; Chromadorea; Rhabditida; Trichostrongylidae. The record is from the annotation of a GenBank genome assembly.